Molecule: messenger RNA, 4030 nt
Organism: Pocillopora meandrina
Lineage: Eukaryota; Metazoa; Cnidaria; Anthozoa; Scleractinia; Pocilloporidae
Source: the annotation of a GenBank genome assembly
CCAAAACGAUGAAAACACGUUGCAGUGGAUUGCCCGGAGAGUGCGAAUGGGCGUCUGGCGUCUGGCGAAAGUGCUCUUUAAUUCUUCAUUUCUCUGGAGAUGAAAACACGAACGAUAACUUGACGAUUUGAUCUGGUUACUUGAAAAAGGAGCGUAGUUUGAAGCCAAGAACAAAUUUUACGUGUUUCAAGGUAAAUUCGAGAUUUGAAAACUCAGCGCGGAGGCGAGGCUACAAUAAUUGACACAUAUUCUUGCAAAGAAGUUUUGGGAAUUCAACAUAAGGAACACACAGCAGUCUUGGUCCUCUGCGGAAGAGGAGGGGAAUAAUUUCCGCUGAAAUCAAGGAUAUCUCCUUUUGGAUGUUGUUCUGAGGCUCAGGAAUAGUGGUCGAAUACUAUUUGUGAUGCGAGUGUGUUGAUGUGGGAUGUAAAGGCUGUAACCCUCUUACUUCAUUAAUAUUUCAUAAGCAAACAGCUUUGCUGCAAACACAGUACACAUGGCUUCGAAAUCAAAAGAGCAGCAAAGUCCAGUGAAGCGGAAAUUUACAAGCCCCGUUGGAAAUCAGAAAUACGUAACGAAGGGAAUUUCUCCGCGUUUUAAAGCAAAUUUGAAAGAUUUUCGCUCGUUUGGUCCCGUGAAGCAGAACAAACAGAAAGGAGAUCUGGGACCUAAUCAUGGAAAAGCUUGGAGGAAGACUCAUAAGAGCCAAGCUGUGAAAUUUCAUUUUGGAGGGAACAGUGCAGAUCCACUGAACUUAAACAGUUUAAUAGAUCGAGAUCCAUCAGCUGUCACCCCACAAGCCUCCCCAAUGUCAGUUCACAGUGCAUCCCCAGUUGAAGUUUUAGAACCACGUGAUAAGACAGACCCUCUCAAUUUAAAACGUUGUCUGCCAGAACCUGAAAACAAUGUGUCUCAUGUGACACCAAAAAAGCGCAAGAAAAAGAAGCGAGGACAUAAUCAUCAAGACAGGGAAAAUGAAAUUGGGUCAAAAGAGCAGUCAGGUGUCAUCAGCCAGCUGAAGAAGCAGAAAAAAAUUCUUGUAAAAACUGACUUUUCUUGUGAUAAAAUUGAGGAUAAAUUAGGCAAAAGCUGCACUGACCAGUGCAGUGUUCAGUCAACACAAACCAAUGAUCUGUCAAAAGAGGAAGACUUGAAUCCAUCCCCUGAAAAAGCUGGCUACAUCACAAAGCAGACUGCAGAAGCAGUUGAUAACAAAGGUGCAAAUGUCAUAGAAGUGGAGCAGUCUCCUUUAGUGACAAAACCCAAAAUUGCUCCUGGAAAAUCUAAAGAAAUAGGAAAACCUCAUGCAUCACACAAAGGCAAAGACUCUAAGAAAGAUAAACAAAGCUUAUCAAAGAGACGUGAAAGAAAGGAAAAACUUUUUAUUUAUGGUAACUAUAACAGGUAUUAUGGUUACAGAAACCCAAACUCCAGCCAAGAUUUAAGACUAAAAUGCUUUAAAAAAGAAUGGUUUGAGGGGAAAGAUGUUUUAGACUUGGGUUGUAAUGUGGGUCAUGUGACAUUAACAAUUGCCCGGGACUUCAACCCACGUGUUAUCCUAGGAAUGGACAUAGAUACUGCCCUGAUCAAAGCAGCAAGGAACAAUUUACGAUAUUAUGUGCAGAAUCAAGUGUCUGUUCCUGGGACAUCAAGACAAGGAACAAGUUUUCCAGUGUCAUUUUCUGUCACCAGUGGACCUCUGGCUGCACCUGUAGUUCAGGGCAGUGAAGAAAAUCUGUCAUUUCCACAUAAUGUCCUAUUCAAACAGGUAAUAAUAUACUUAAAGUAAUCAUAAGUCCCAAUGCUUCUCUGAAAAUAUUGAAGGACUGUUGGAAAAAAUAGAGUAGAGUAAAAGUUGAAGAAUUCAUCCUUUUUGUAUGAUUUUUAAAAAAUUGGGGGCUUGUCAAGAACACAACAACAAGAGCUCUCAGUUAAAAAGGCAUAACCAGCAUUACAUGGUUAACUUUUAAUAGUUUGUGCAGAUAUCAGUUCUUUCAAUUUUUUAAGGGAUUUUUGCGUUUGUGAAGUGUUGUGAUGAUUAACAAAAGCUGAAGAGUACAGAUGUUGCUGUGUUAAUCUGACAUGACAGAACCCUUGGACUUAUUUGUUUUCCUUUUUCAGAAACAUGCAAGUCAAAAAGUUACUGAAAUUUUCUUUUGAAAUUUGUAGGAAAACUACGUUCCUUGCAGUAAUGAGGUACUUUCCAAACAAAAGCCAAUGUAUGAUAUGAUUUUGUGUUUGAGUUUGACAAAGUGGAUCCAUUUGAACUGGGGAGAUGAGGGACUCAAACUCAUGUUUAAAAGAAUAUUCCUCAAUCUACGUCCUGGUGGAAGACUUGUCCUUGAGCCUCAGCCAUUUUCCUCAUACAAAAAGAAGAAAAAUUUGACAGUAAGUGAUUAUUUCAAGGUUGUAGCGAAAGAAAUUAAGCUUUUGGUUGAAAUUUCCCGUGAGGCAGCUGAAAAUUUGAAUGAUUGUGUGUGUGUAACCCUAGAUGUACAUUUUGUGCUUAACCAAGCAAUUGCUAGCCAAAAAUCAAAGAAGCAAUCACUGCUUUUCAUCUGCCAAAUCUCACCGGCAACCAGGGCUUAGCAAGAAACCUGUUAUUUACCAUCAGGUACUAGCUUUUUCCUGUAUAGGCUAUGAAUGCAAUAGUGUAGGUCCCCAGUUUAAAACUUCAUUUUCUUCUGUAUCACUCAAGGUGAAAGCAAUUUCAACUCAGUAUUAUUAGCAACUUCUACAACAGUAUUGCUCUAAGAAACUAAUUUCAUUCUUGCAUUUUUUUUCCUUACAGAGAAAUUUGAUUUAAUUUUAACAUCAAUGAAGACAUUUUUGUAGAAAAUAAGCCUCAAAUUAACCAUCCAGAUCCACCCUCAAGUCUUUUCUUUAAGUUUUUGUUUUUAAUAUUAAUUUAAUAUUUUUAUAUAGUCAUGAUUAGGAAAUAAACCAUUGCAUCUUAUUUAUCAUUACUAUCCACAACAUUUUUUUAGGAAAAAAUCCGUGCAAAUUAUGAUGCCAUUCUCUUUCGCCCUGAACACUUUAUUGACUACCUUCUAUCAGACAUGGUGGGAUUUGCUACUUUUGAAGUUCUUGAGAUUCCACAGCACAAAGCUUCUGGUGAGUAGUAUCUAAGUGCAGAAUUGUUCAUUCAAGGUUUUUGUGAAAUAGCAUUUUGUGAAUGCUUUGAAAAGAAUUUUUCUGGGAACUUAGUAGCCUAGUGGUUAGCCAGGGGCAAAUCCAGGAAUUUUUAAAUUUUUCAUUCAAAAAAAGAUAAAUUUUUUAAUUCUAUUGCCUAAAUAAGUUAAGAAAUAAAGUCAAAUGUUAGAUACUUCAUAAUUAGUGGUAAAAUGAUAUGCUUCCAUCGCAAGAAUUUUUUAGCAAACAAGUAUUAAAAUUUACCCCUAAGUCUGAUGGGUGGAGGAGGGGGGGAAGGGUUUGGCUUCCUCUGGACCCUUCCCCCUGGAUCUGCCACUGUUAGUAGGCAAGUGAGAUAUACACUUUAUGCUCAAUAUGCUGGCAUAAACAAACAAAACAAACUUUAUUGGUAUUUUUGAUUUGUUCUUGAGCAAGACACCUUUAUGUCUUGAGGCUUCCCAUUGCCCAGAGGUGAAAACUGGUACCAGUACCAGCAAGGUGUUAGGAAAAUCCUCAGGAAAAAACAGGGAUAAUUUGUGAUGGAUUAAUAGUCCAUUGGAAGGGGGCUCUGACACUGUUCUUUGGCUGAAUGCAAUAAAACAUGUUGCAUGUUUCUUAUCUUUUCUUAGGGUUCCAGAGGCCUCUGUAUCUUCUUACAAAAGCUGCAGAUAAGCAAGGGGAACCUUCACAAGAAAUGUAUUAGGAUUCAAUAAAUAUGUCAUCCAUAUUAUACUAGAAUAGUGUGUGGAAGUCACAAAAUGUAGUUGUCUUCCUUAGGUCGAUGGAAUUAGUGACAUUCUUUUUACUAACCUCAUAUACAGCCACAAACUUGAAAAGUAGAGAAUAAAACUUUCUUUUCAUUAAUGCAAUAGAUUGUUGCUAUAUAUCUAAGAGUGUG